Molecule: messenger RNA, 1845 nt
Organism: Penicillium daleae
Lineage: Eukaryota; Fungi; Ascomycota; Eurotiomycetes; Eurotiales; Aspergillaceae
Exons: 1
Coding region: 1-1845 (614 amino acids)
Source: RefSeq, a predicted model, not a curated record
AUGGACCGUAGAUCAUCGCGGAACGAUUACGCCCCUACAUCGGAAGACAACGAAAUCAGCCUGAUACCAGCAGACAAUGUAUCACCAUCAAGCUACACAUCCAGCCAGGCCGCCGAUAUCCCACUGCCGACCAUUAAAAACGACAAGCGAGCAUCAGCGGCAGGCCGACGAACAUCGACAAACAGCAAGCGGUCAUCAGCAACCCUCAACGCUCAAAAGUUCGUGCCACUCUCCAUGCGAGCCCUCUACUACUCCGUCGAAACAACAACAGACCCAUCAAUGGAACCAAUCCCUGACGGACCAGUCAGCCCUAAACCUCGCCGCUUCAGCAACCCAGGCACACAACUCAUUCUCGAUCCAAAUUUCCCAACGCCGCAGCCUUCGCCGCAAGAGUAUCUUCUCAAGGUACAGACUGCCGCAUUCUGCCAUGAUGAGAUGCGCCUAGCGUCAACGCUGAACCCGCCGAAGACCACGCCGCAGAUCCCACUGCACAGUCUCUGCGGGACAGUAAUCAGCACGCCGACGCAGGACCUUGAACGGCCUGAAGGAUCGAAGUUCAAGAUCGGCGAUACUGUCUGGGGCGUGACGAGUUAUACUCGUGAUGGAGGUGCGGCAGAUUAUGCUGUUGCCACGGAGUCGGAGCUUGCGCUAAAGCCGGCGAAUAUUGGGGCCCAGGAGGCUGCUGCGCUGGCGUUGCCUGGGUUGACGGCGUGGCAGGCGCUGUUUCGGCAUGCGGAAAUUGAUCCCGAUGCCUCUGUGAAUGGCCAUGGUAAGGGGAAAGAGAAUGAGACUGAACAUGGGAACGGAUAUGGGAAUCGAAAUGAGCAGCGUAAUGGAGGUGAUCAGAGAAGAGGGAGUCCUUGGGCCCAUGGGAAUGGCAAUGGUGGUGGUAAUGGGCAGAGCAUGUUCAGAACGGACAUAUUUGGAGAAAACAACAGAUCCGGCAGUGGCAGGAACUACGUGAAUGGGAAUGGGAAUAGAAACGGCUACGCUCAGAAAAAAAGCAUCUUCGCCAAUGGUUAUGGCAACGGCAGAGGCAACGGCAACGGUCAAAGUUGGCUAAGGAAGAGCGUGGAUGGAAUCAACAAUCUCGUGAGGACCGCGAGUGCGAUUACCGGUACAAAUGGAACUAUCAAUGGCAGUGGCAACGGCCACGGGUAUGGCUACGGCAGACGCCGUAGUAGUUGGCGAAGACCAAGUGGUGGUAUAUGGAGAAGAAGACGAGGCUCACAGAUGAAACUACGCGUGUUAAUCACCAACGCCCGCGACAGCGAAGUCGGCCGAAUCGCCGUGCAACUCCUUCGCGCAGAAAAGCUUUUCUCAUUCGCCGAGCGGCCGUGGAUCUGCGUAACCUGCACACCCAUGGAAGCAGAUAUCGUGCGUGGAAGUUGGGACGUGGACGAGGUCAUCGUUCUCCCAAACAUGCCCGAAUUCGACGAGUGCGACUUGGGAAAGGUAUUCCGAGCUCAGCGGUGGGAUCCUGUUGAUGUGGUCUUGGAUUGCUUUGGAGGAGCUGUCUUUCAACAAGCCCAUUCACCCAUAGUUGUUCAGGAUGGAGGCGCAGUUUUGACGGCCGUGGAUCCCUGGCCGGCGCAGGAACCGGCGAUUUCUGACCCGCUUGAUACCCUUGGCCGACGAAAUCGUGGCCUGAAGACGGUGUUUGUGCCUGUGAACCCCGAUGCUACCUCACUGGCACGCAUUGUAGAGCUUGUCGAGAGCAAUAUGGUUCGAGGAAGACCUGAGCAGGUCACAGAUCUUAUGUACGCAGAUCGAUUGUUGAAGGACCAUGCCGUGGCCGCUGGUGCUGCUCGCCGAGGAGUCAUGAUGGUGGUUCGCGUCAAUUGA